UCUAACUCUCUGAUUCCCUCUUGGUCCUCUCCUACAGUUUACUAGGAAGGUCUGCGUUUUUUGUGAAGGCAGUGCUGAUCCCUGAUUUUGUUUUAUAAGCUUGUGUGAAGGCUCUUUCGCUGGAACUUUUGGUAAUCACUCGGGGGGUGGGGGUUUGGUUGAUUUAUCAUUUCAAGCCUUCUAUUCGCAAAUAAUAAAUAGUACACCUAACCUCCUGAUAUGCAAUAUCAUGAUGGUACAACCCCCUGUAUGUUCCUUUGCAAUUUCAUGGGUAUUCACCAAGAUUAUAUUCACAACAAAAAACUAGAGUGAGAUGUCGUGCUGGAUACAACCUGCCGACGUGCUCAUUGGUGCUGAGGACACUUCCGGAUGUCAGCUCUAACAAUUACUUAACCGAAGUUGGCAGCAUAAGCUGAAUGGACUACCUUACUUCUACCAUCACACAUCAUCUACAGGUUUAACUUGUACCUCCAUUGAGCGAUCCUCGAUGGUGGUUGGAAGGAUCUUCGACUUAUGCUCGAUCGAGUAAGCAACGCACGGCUAUGCUCGGGUAUUCCCAGACAGACGAUACUCGUGUGCCGCAAUGACAUGCCAUUGUACCUAGGCAAUUCCCAAUUGAAGAUAUCGUGAUAUUGACCGCAACAGCACCUUCCAUCAGACUCUGAACCCCUCUCUAUACUAUACUAAUGCAGGAUCUCAAUUGACCCCAGAGACAAAAACAAAUCAACUGAACUCCUCUAUCCAACUCCUCUCAACUCUACCCCGGCAUCUUCGUCACGUUCAACACCAACAAUGCCCCCACCAUCUCCCUUCACACCCAAUCUCCAAACCCUCCGCACCCUCCCCAAAUCCCCCAAAACAACCCUCAUAACCGGCGGCACCUCCGGAAUAGGCCUAGCAACUGCAUCCCUCCUCUCCUCCCUGAACCCAAACCACAACCUCAUCCUCCUAGACCUGAACCCACCACCGCAAUCCUUCACGCACCCGCCAGCAAACCUCCUCGUCCACAACUGCGACAUCACCUCCUGGACGGCGCUACGCGCGGGUUUCGCAGCAGGGUACAAGAAGUUCGGACGAAUCGACUACGUAUUCGUGAACGCGGGGAUCAGCGAAGCAGGGGAUCAAUUCUUUACAUCGCGGCUCGAUGAGGACGGGGAGCUGAGGGCGCCCGAGGGGAAGGUGCUGGCGGUGGAUUUGGAGGCUGCGGCCUGGACUACGAAACUCGGGAUCCACUACUUGCGGCUCAACAAUCCAGAGGGAGAGGAGGGGCAAGAAAAAGGAGGUGAGAGGGGGAGUAUUGUGCUGACGGCGAGUUUGGCGGGUUACUUGGGGACCAGUGGCAUGCACAUGUAUUCGGCGGCUAAGCACGGCGUCGUGGGCCUGAUGCGCGCGCUCAAGCACGAGUGUCGCGAGCUGGGUAUUGCGAUUAGUGUUGUUGCGCCCGCGAUUACGGAGACGCCGUUGAUUCUUGCGACGGAGAGUCCGCGCGUGCAGAGGCCUGGGGAUGGGGAGGUGCCCGGGCAGCAUGCGGCGCGGUUGAGGGAGGGAGGGGUGAGUGUGAAUCGUGUGGAGAGCGUUGCGGGUGUUGCUUGUUGGUUGAUGGAUUUGGGGGGGAAGGCGGCGGGGAUGGGUGUGUUUGUGCAGAGGGAUUUGUGUGUGGAUUUGGAGAAGGGGUUAGCGGGGAGUCGCGAGAUGUGGAUGUCGAGGGAGAUGUUGGAGGAUUUUAGGGGUGGGAGUCGGGCGGAGGCUUUUCAGGGGGAGAAGGCGAAGAUGUAG
Molecule: messenger RNA, 1776 nt
Organism: Periconia digitata
Lineage: Eukaryota; Fungi; Ascomycota; Dothideomycetes; Pleosporales; Periconiaceae
Source: the annotation of a GenBank genome assembly